Molecule: messenger RNA, 1153 nt
Organism: Owenia fusiformis
Lineage: Eukaryota; Metazoa; Annelida; Polychaeta; Sabellida; Oweniidae
Source: the annotation of a GenBank genome assembly
UAAUAAAUGAUCAGAAGGGAGGAUAACACAGGAUUACACCUCACCCUCCUAAAUAUGAUGAUGAUAAUAAAGAACAUCAAUUCAUGAAUAAAUAAUAAAAUUAAUUAAAUCAACCAUAAUACAUUGUGUGUUUAUUGGAGCUUGUUGGAUAAAUCUCAAAUAUGAGCAAUAACAGUAGUUUAAUAUCUGAUAACUUUAACACAGAUGAUAUUGAAGAAGUCAACCACUUUCUGACCACUAUUCCUACAGUGCUUAUAAUACUGAUGUGUCCUAUUAUAAUAUUUACAAACGUUCUAACAAUAACUGCAAUAAGGAAAUUCUAUUAUCUCCAAACACCAGCCAACAUGUAUGUGCUGUGUCUAUCAUGUGCCGAUUUACUUUUAGGAAUAUCCAUGCUUUUCUGUACAUUCCGAGUCUUUAACCCCAAGGUAUUGAAUUUUGAAGGGGAUGCUACAGAGAAAAACUCAUGCUUAAUUUGCUUGGGUAUGAUGGUUGGAUCUGCGGCAGUGUCUUAUUUAACAUUGACUGCCAUGGCAGUUGAUCGACUCAUAGCCGUCACACGGCCAUUUCUCUAUGAGAGAUAUUUCUCAUUAAAAGUUGUUAGAUUCAACAUUGUGCUUUUAUGGAUCCUUGGCUUUAUAGGCAUGACCGUUAUUUGCACACAUGAUAGUUGGGAACCGGGGAAGGCAUGUCAUCUGUCUAAAACCCUUCAACGACUGAUGCUAUCUAUUUUCCUGUUCAUCCCAUGCAUCAUCCUGACACUGAUAAUCAGUGGAUCUUAUGCCAGGAUCAUCUUCACUGUUCGACAGCAACAACAGAGGAUCACGAUACAAAACAAUGCGAUAUUAUCCUCAGAUGUUUUAAUGGAACAAAAGAGACAAGCGAGUUUGAAACUAGCGAAGACCAUGCUAACUGUCUAUGGGGUCCUUCUGCUAUGUUAUACACCUUUCAUUAUUGUCACAUUACUGCAAGCUGUAUUAGGGAAUGAUCAUUUUGGACUUUUGAUAUUUAAUAAGUAUGCCGAUGUGUUAGUUAGUUGUAAUUCUUUCAUUAAUGCAUUGAUAUAUGGAUGGAGAAUGCCAGACUUUAGAAGAGCAUAUAAACAAUUGCUCUGUGGGCAAUGUAGGACCAUGUGAAGAAAAGAAGGACAUAU